Messenger RNA from Strongyloides ratti, 561 nucleotides. Its product is annotated as Alpha crystallin/Hsp20 domain and HSP20-like chaperone domain-containing protein. The coding region runs from base 1 to 561 and encodes 186 amino acids. NCBI's taxonomy places the organism in Eukaryota, Metazoa, Nematoda, Chromadorea, Rhabditida, Strongyloididae. The record is from RefSeq and is a predicted model, not a curated record. The transcript has a single exon.
AUGUCUGUAUUACAUCAACACCAUGAAUUCAAAGUUACAGAUCCUAGAGAUCCAAUGCAAAAUUUUGAUGAAUUUCACAAGAAAACAUUUGGUGACUCUACAACAUCUUCAUUUCCAAAUCAAGCAACAUCACUCCUUCAACAACAUUUUCCAGAACAUUCACAUCAUUUCAAUGAAUUUAAUCAAAAGAUGAUGGAAAUUCAUUCACUUGAUCCAUUUUCUGAAGAAUGGCGUGUUAAAAUGAAUGAAAUUCAUAACAAUAUAGCACCUGGAUGUCAUGGAAGUUUAACAAAUAAUCAUUUUGAUUCUCAAGGAAAUUUUUAUUCUGUCCUAAAUAUGGGUGAUUUUAAACCUGAAGAAAUAAAUAUUGAGCUUAAAGGUAAUAACCUUCACAUUAAUGCUCAACACAAAGAAGACAGUCAAUCAAAUCAUAUAAGUAACUGUUUUACUCAUGAAAUUUAUAUUCCAUCAACAAUUGACAUGAAUACACUUAAGACAAAUUUAAAUUCUAAAGGACAAUUAAUUAUUGAAGCAUGUGCUCUUCAAAAAAAACUUAACUAA